This is a messenger RNA of Acomys russatus (golden spiny mouse), 774 nucleotides long. RefSeq names its product G protein subunit gamma 12 (gene Gng12). Gene Ontology annotation, molecular function: G-protein beta-subunit binding. The transcript is spliced from 5 exons. The record is from RefSeq and is a predicted model, not a curated record. Lineage: Eukaryota; Metazoa; Chordata; Mammalia; Rodentia; Muridae. The coding region runs from base 220 to 438 and encodes 72 amino acids. Gene Ontology annotation, biological process: G protein-coupled receptor signaling pathway. Gene Ontology annotation, cellular component: heterotrimeric G-protein complex.
CGGAGUGGGGAGGAGAGGUCGGACGGUCCCGGAGCGCGGAGAGACCGACUCUCUGGCGGCGCUGGCGGCGGCGGUGGCAGCGAGUUCAUAUGGGAAGGUCAUUGGGUGAGCCUCUUCUCUGUUUCCAGCUGGCCUUUCUGAUUCACCUCACGGUUUAAAACCUGGAGACAGUGGACCACACAAAGCCUUGCUGAUUUUGGAGAACAAGAAUCAUCAAAGAUGUCCAGCAAGACGGCAAGCGCCAACAGCACCGCCCAGGCCAAGAGAACUGUGCAGCAGCUGAGACUGGAAGCAUCCAUCGAAAGAAUAAAGGUCUCAAAAGCAUCUGCAGACCUGAUGUCAUACUGUGAGGAGCAUGCCCGGAGCGACCCUCUGUUGAUGGGCAUACCAACCUCAGAAAACCCAUUCAAGGAUAAGAAGACCUGCAUCAUCUUAUAGUGGACCGGGAAGCACCCCUCGCCUCUUAACGCAAACCACAGCAGCAACCUGAAGAGAUGCCUUCGGCAUACCCGGUAACCACAGCUAGUAACUAAGCCGCCCUUCUCUUGGAGUAACAGACCCCAAAGUCUCUCUUUUCCAAGUGUCCUUUCUUUGCCCUUUACUGAUUUAAUACAGAAUAACUAUCUUCUUUUCUAUUUGGUAACUAUGGUAUCAUAUUGGGUUACUGUAUAAGGAAAGUGGCAGGGGGCAGGGGAAGCUUGUCUUAUAUAAUUGAUUAAGAUAUGUCAAGACUGAAAUUGUCCAAGCAUCGGCAAAUUAAAAUGUCAAGAAUCA